This is a messenger RNA of Dacryopinax primogenitus, 3631 nucleotides long. RefSeq names its product kinesin-domain-containing protein. Gene Ontology annotation, cellular component: nucleus; spindle microtubule. Gene Ontology annotation, molecular function: microtubule binding; ATP binding; plus-end-directed microtubule motor activity. The record is from RefSeq and is a predicted model, not a curated record. The transcript is spliced from 7 exons. NCBI's taxonomy places the organism in Eukaryota, Fungi, Basidiomycota, Dacrymycetes, Dacrymycetales, Dacrymycetaceae. Bases 1 to 3516 code for a protein of 1171 amino acids. Gene Ontology annotation, biological process: microtubule-based movement; mitotic spindle assembly.
AUGUCCCGCCGCCUCCCCGCCCCCGCUCUCCCACGCGCACGCGCACCUACCGUCCCCUCCUCCUCAUCCUCUCGUCCCCGUCUCCCGCUCGCAAAGUCCACCGCCAGUCUGCGAAGCGCAGACCAGGCCCAGUCAAGGGGAUCCACCCCCCUCCCACCUGUGUCCCACGUCCAGGCUAUGGAGAGUCUUAUGAGCCCGCAGAAGAGGGAAGGGGGGGAUAACAUUCAGGUUGCCGUUCGGUGCCGAGGGAGGAACCAGAAAGAGAUAGACGAACAAUCACCGAUCAUCAUCGGCUGCCCUAUGCUACACUCUUCCCCUCCAGACCCACAUGAAAUUACCAUCGAGACGGGUCACAGCGCCGGGUCUGUCCCCCUGCCCGGAAGCCUCAUCUCCCAGUCUUCGAAUACGAACACGCGUACAUACCCGUUUGACCGUGUUUUUGGGCCUGAGGUAGACCAGGCGACGAUCUACCAGUCUGUGGUCGAGCCUCUGCUGAGGGAGGUCCUGGAGGGGUACAAUUGCUCGUUGCUCGCUUAUGGGCAGACGGGGACAGGGAAGACCUAUACCAUGCAAGGGGACUUGUCACCCUCCCCUUUGACCGGAGGACCAAGCACGAACUCGGGGAUGAUCCCCCGCGCGCUUUCCGCGUUGUUCACUAUCCUCGGAGAGACAGCCACGGACUGGAGCGUCAAGUGCAGCUAUAUCGAGUUGUAUAACGAAGAACUCCGGGAUCUGCUCGCCCAGGAACUCCCGGCUCCGGCGGGGAAUGCACAGCCUAUGAGCAGGGGGAAGGAGCUUCCCCCUGGGCUGAAGCUGUUUGAGGAUGGGGCGAAGAAGGGGUGUGUGAUUCAGGGAUUGGAGGAGGUGGCGAUCAAGGAUGAACGGGAUGCGAUGCGCUUGCUGCUUAGGGGGAGCAAGCAGAGACAGGUCGCAGCAACCAAGUUUAACGAUCAUUCUUCACGCUCACAUUCAGUAUUCACCAUAACGGUGCACUCUACCUCUCCCGCUCCUCCCAAACUCGGCGUCUCCUCCCAGAGCGAGAACGAGUUCCUCCGCGUCGGCAAGCUCAACCUCGUCGACCUCGCCGGAAGCGAGAACAUCGGGCGGAGCGGAGCGGCCGACAAGCGGGCGCGGGAAGCGGGGAUGAUCAAUCAGAGCCUGCUCACUCUGGGCCGGGUGAUCAACGCGCUUGUCGAAGGCUCCGCGCAUGUCCCGUAUAGGGAAUCGAAGCUUACCCGUCUAUUACAAGAUUCUCUCGGAGGAAGAACGAAGACUACGCUCAUCGCUACCGUCUCACCUGCGAAAUCGAACCUGGAAGAAACGCUCUCGACGCUCGAGUACGCCCUCACGGCAAAGGCGAUCAAGAACCGCCCGGAGAUAAAUCAGCGCAUGUCCAAGUCCCAGCUCAUAAAAGAAUACAACGUCGAGCUCGAGCGGCUGAAAGCUGACCUCCUAGCGGCGCGGAAGAUGGAAGGCGUGUGGGUGAGCAACGAGACGUGGGAAGAACUUACCCGGGAUACGGAAACGCGCCGGACUGCGCAUGUUGAGGCGACGCGGAGAGUGCUGGAACUGGAAGUGCAGAUGAAGGCUUUGCAGACGGAGUUUAACGAGAGCUUGGCUUUGCUGAGCAAGAGAGACGGGGAGCUCAAAGAUGCCCGAGCACAGAUGGCGAAAGACGAAGCUGAAUUACGGGAAAAGGAGGCCGAGCUAGGAGCCUUACUCCUCCAGCUGCAGGAAGAAGUCGCCCUUCGCUCAGCGUACCAAUCCUCCGAGACGCGCCUACAGGGGAUCGCCAGCGAACUGACGAGCGUCCUCCGUUCAGGGCUGGAAGACGUCGAUUGCCUGUUUGGCAAGGUGGACCGAAAACAGCGCGCGAUCGUACAUAAUCGGAAGACGGUGAGUAAGCAUGCUGCGCGCGUGGAGGAGGUGCUUGUAGGGGCGGAGGGAGAUGUGGCGGCGUUUGUUGUCAAGCAGGAUGAGGCGCUCGGGUUGGUGCGGGGGCUGCUUGGGGGGCUGAAGGAGCGUCAGGCGCAAGCGUUAGAAGAACAGAGACUUUUCCUAGACUCGAGGCUGGACGCCUUAGCCCAGUAUAUGAGCACCAUCCGGACGCAAGAAGAGCACACGAACGACGCUGCCUCCUGCAUGCAAGCCAGUGUCGCUCUCGAAGGGGAACAAGCGCGACAGGACGUGAACCGGGUGCUGCUUACGCUGCGGGACGAAGUGCGGGCUAAGAACGCGCAGACUGCUGGGUUGCUGGAGGGGGGGUUGGAGGAGGUGAGGGGCAUGCUGGAACGGGUUUGUGAGGCGCUGCUGGGGGUUGGGAGAGAGACGAGGGCGUUCGCGCAGGAGGAGAGGGUGUGCAUCGACUUGGCCGUUCAGGAACAGUUGCGGUUGGCUGCUGCUAGGGAGGAGAGACUGCAGCAGCAGGUGGAGGCCCUCCGCACCCUUUUGGUCCAGCAGCAAGAUACGCACCACAAGGAACUCGAGGCCCAACUCGCCCAAUACAGGCAGAAGAGUUCCCAGGGGCUCGCAGCCGCGCUCGCCCAUUUUGGGAAAGAGACCGCAGCCUCUAUCAGCCAGGAUAAAGAGGAGACAGGGGUGUUCACCCAGCUCUUGGAGGAGAGGGUGGACCGUGCGCGUGCGCAUCAGACUUCUGCCGAAGGGUGGGAACGGGAGGCCAACAGCCUGCGGGAGGAAGCGCUUCUCGUUGUCGAUUCUGUCAGCUCCACAGCGGGCACCGCCCUCGCCCACGUCUCGGCGGAAAUGUCGACGUUGGUAGAAAGCCAGCACCUGACUGUCCAGCACCGGUUUGCCGCGCUGAACGAGGCGUUCCUUCUUGCCCACCGACGGGUGGAGGAGAGCAAGAGAGAGCGGAUAAGGGCUACUGAUGCACUGGAGGAUACGGUUAGGGAAUCAUAUACCGGGAUGAAGAGGAAACGGGAGGAAGCGUGGGUGGUGGAGGAACGGGAGUAUGAGGCUAUAGAUGGGCAGACAUCAGCUCUCCACACGUUAGCAGCCGAGUACCACACGACCCUCGCUUCCCAUAUCACAGCUGUUAGGAAACAUAAUAAGGCAAUGGUGGAGCAUGGCACUGCGGAGGAUAAGCCAACGGGGGAGACGCCGGAAAGGAAAAGGUGGCGGUAUCCCCAGGAGUGGGAACUGACGGGAGAGAGGGAGGAGGUGCUUGAGGACUGGAGGCGGCGUGCUGCUGCUGCUGCUGCUGACCAGGCGGGGGAUGGCGAGGAGGGCGAGGAUACGCCUGAUUCGGCUCAGGAGGUAGAAGACACCUGCCCAGACCCGGUCCAAAAGUCGCUCACCGUCCUCCCCCUUCACCCUCCUAUGACGGAGCUCUUGGAGGAUGUCGUGCAUAUCCCGACAGCAGCUGCGACGGCAACGGCGGGGGCGAGGACGAAAGGGAUCCCGAGAGCGUCGGCCCGCUUACCUGCGCCGGGGGGAAGGGAGAAUAUCCCUCUUCCUGGGCAUGGGCGUAGGCCGUCUAAGAGGGCUAGACAAUAGUGACUGCUGUGUUUGUUGUUUGUUUGAUGUUUGGUGUUUGGUGUUUGCUGGAUACGGUGUACUUUAUUUGCGAUGCAUAACCACUCUAUAUGUUGGUUAAUCGGACUCGAUUCGG